GCCUUCUAUUUAAUUGCCAGGUUGCUUGGAAUCACAACAGAAUAUGGCGUCCCCAAAAUUAAAUCAAAUGGAGAAAAAGAGAUUGCAAGGAUUUCUAAACGAGAUGUUGAGAGUUGGAUGUUUGAAGGGUUUCAAAUAUUUCGCUCUCUAUCUACGAGGUCGAGAAGAGUUAAUAUGCAGAGUCCUAAAUGAACCUAUGUCUCCAGAAAUCUGGUCAUACUAUACUUCACCUUCUUCUGAAAAGACGAGAAAAGGAACGCUAAGUUUUACAUUUGACGACCAGGCCAGUUUACCAAGGAAUGAACAAUCCUUAAUCAUGUCUGCAAACACUCAAAAAAGUUUAAGUGGAUAUGGUUUCAUGGAUAUUGGUUUACCACCAGCAAGUCCUAGUGAAAAAGAUAUUGAUUUAAAGGAUGACAAAUCAACCUUAUUCCUUAUUGCUGCUUAUGCUCGGUACAGCUGUCCAUAUGUGUGGGUAAGAUCAAACCAUGAGAGACUAGUGGCACUUUCUAAUGAUUCUGGCAAAGAAAAAAUGAAGGAUAGUCCAUUGAAACUUAAGUCCACAGCAGAAUGGAAACAGAGAGACAGCAAACUCUGGGACAUUAUCGCUGAGAUUGUAAAGCUGUGUAUGUACCCAGCUCCUCUCAACCCAUUUGCCAUUGAUUUCAAGUAUUUUGAAGGUCUGCCAUUGGUUCAAAGAGUCAUUGCAACUGGUGCCAUGGCUCAUUUCUUGCAGAAGGUUGUUGCAUCUGGUGACCAUGCAUACAAUGCCAGAGUCUUUGAUGACUUAGGAGAAAUCACAAGACGUCAUUUUAAGGACUUGCAGACUGUUGUGCGGCAGAGAAGAUUGCAAGAAAUUGAACAAGCUUCACCACAGAAUCCAGUACAAUAUAAUACACAGCCCCAAGAUACCCAGUAUUACAACACUCGGCAGCAAAAACAGCAGACAAACUAUUACCAAACAGGACCAGUGCAGCAGUCACUUCAAGCAUCAGGCUACUCUGGCCAGUAUCAAUCUGGGAAAAUGUAUUAGUCUGCCUCAAUUUCAUUAAGACACAGACAUAAGGGCAGCCAUGUGGUCUUUUUGUAAUGAUUUUCAUGAGGAAGAAAAUGCACCUGUAAAUUGUAAGAUGAUAAUUGGUAACAUUUUUCUAGGUUGGAUACACUGUAAACUCAACAGGUAUUAUAAAUUAGCACAUAAUUUAUGUUUUUCUAUUGUGAAAAUACUACUUCCAUAUAGCACUUGCAGGGAUGUGUUUAAUUUAACUCUGACUGUAAGAUUAUUUUAUUCCUCAAUUAGAAGAUAAACAUGAGAUUUGUAUUGGUAGAUACUGUAGUUUUAAGUCAUUUGUAAAAGCCAACAGAAGUGAAGGCCAAGCCUUCCUUUUGGUUUUGUUAGAUUCUUGGUGUAUUAUUCUUUGGGAAAAGUAAACAUUUUCAAUAAUUCUUA
Pocillopora verrucosa is the source of this 1450-nucleotide messenger RNA. RefSeq lists its product as uncharacterized. The record is from RefSeq and is a predicted model, not a curated record. NCBI's taxonomy places the organism in Eukaryota, Metazoa, Cnidaria, Anthozoa, Scleractinia, Pocilloporidae.